AUGAUGGUUGUAAGGCGUUUUUUAUCAGCUUCGCGAUAUAAUAUGCCAUCUUUUAGGUCCAGGCCCGUUCUCUUAGCUAUCUUUGGUGUCUGUGCUACCGUGAUAUGGUACCUAUUCUUUUUCCAGUCUAAUCUGAAGAUGGCAGAUUUGAAAAAGGUAGCAACUUCAAGGUAUCUUUCACAAGAACCGUCGUUAUCAGAACUUAUGUCAAAUGUGAAGAUCAAGCCUAUUGAAGAAACCCCGGUUUCGCCAUUGGAGUUGAUUCCAGAUAUCGAAAUAUCGACUAGAAAGAAAUACGAUGCGUCGUGGGAUCUGUUGUUCCGUGGUAGAAAAUAUAAAUCGUUCAACGAUUAUGAUCUUCAUACGAAAUGUGAGUUUUAUUUCCAGAAUUUAUACAAUUUGAACGAGGAUUGGACCAAUAAUAUUCGGACGUUCACUUUCGAUAUUAACGAUGUAGACACGUCUACGAAAAUUGACGCUCUUAAAGAUUCCGAUGGGGUUCAAUUGGUGGACGAGAAGGCUAUACGUUUAUACAAGAGAACGCAUAACGUUGCCUUGGCUACGGAAAGGUUACGUCUUUAUGAUAAAUGUUUUGUCAAUAGUCCAGGUUCAAACCCAUUGAAAAUGGAUCACCUUUUCAGAUCGAACAAGAAGAGUAAGACUACGGCUUUGGAUGACGAAGUCACUGGGAACCGUGAUACUUUUACCAAGACGAAGAAAACUUCGUUCUUAAGCGAUAUGGACACGAGUAGUUUCCAGAAGUACGAUCAAUGGGAUUUCGAACAUAGAAUGUUCCCCAUGAUCCCAUAUUUCGAGGAACACAAUUUCACCAACGUGAUGCCUAUUUUCACCGGCUCAAACGGUGGGGAACCUUUACCUCAAGGGAAAUUCCCGGUAUUAGAUCCAAAAUCCGGUGAAUUGUUACGUGUAGAGACUUUCAGAUAUGAUAAAUCGAAAUCGCUUUGGAAGAACUGGAAUGAUAUGUCCUCUGCUUCUGGUAAACGUGGUAUUAUCUUGGCUGCUGGCGACGGCCAAGUGGACCAAUGCAUCCGUCUUAUUGCUACGUUGAGAGCUCAAGGAAACGCUCUACCUAUUCAAAUUAUCCACAACAACCAAUUGAAUGAGAAAUCUGUGAAACUGUUAUCGGAGGCCGCUAAAUCUACCGAAUUCUCAUCCGGUAGAGCUCAAUCUCUUUGGUUAGUGAAUGUGGGCCCCACGUUGGAAUCUUCAAUGAAGAGCAAUUUUGGGAGAUUUAAGAAUAAGUGGUUGUCAGUUAUUUUCAACACUUUUGAAGAAUUUAUAUUCAUAGAUACAGAUGCCAUCUCCUACAUUAAUAUGGCUGAUUAUUUCAACUUCAAGGAGUACAAAUCUACUGGAACACUCUUCUUUAAGGAUAGGUCUUUGGCAAUUGGAACUGAACAGAAAUGUGGUCCUUUGUUCGAAACUCUUGAACCAAGAAUUCUUGAAAUGUACUAUUUCAAUACUUUACCUAUGAUCAAUGGUGAUUACGUGGAACAGCAAUGUAUGGGCAUGCUCACCCCAGAGGAAAAAGUUUACAAACGUUUCUUUGAAGUUGGUCAUCAACACAACUUGGAAAGUGGAUUAUUGGCCAUCAACAAAAACGAACACAUCAUGGGAUUGGUUACUGCAACAGUCUUAAAUAUCGCACCAAAGGUCGGAGGUUGCGGUUGGGGUGACAAAGAGUUUUUCUGGCUUGGUUUGUUGGUUGCUGGCCAACGCUACUCGAUCUAUGAUAUAGAUGCAAGUGCAAUUGGUGUUCCUCAACAGAAGCAAUCUAUCGCUAACGGAGACGAAUUUGAUGAAUAUAGGAUUUGUUCUUUACAAGUGGCACAUACUUCAUACGACGGACAUUUACUAUGGAUAAAUGGUGGCUCUCAGUACUGUAAGAAACCAGAGACUUUUGAAGGUGAUUGGACCAACAUUAAGGAGCUUCGUGAAUCGUAUUCUGAUGAUAAAGAAAAGGCUCUGAAGGCUUAUAGUGAUACAGUUAAGGUGGAAGCAGCAAUCGUGCCAGAUUCCAGAAGUAAUGGUUGGGGUAGAGACGAUCAAAGAUGUAAAGGCUACUUCUGGUGCGGCAAAUUUACUUCAAAGCUGAAACCGUAUACUUAUAACACGGUGGUAACUAAAGGUGAUUUGAUCCGUUUCGGAGACGAGGAAAUCGAAAGUAUCUCCAAGAUUAAUAAGAUCUGGAAUGAUGCUAUUAUUCCAGACGGAGCUUAA
Messenger RNA from Kluyveromyces lactis, 2241 nucleotides. Its product is annotated as alpha-mannosyltransferase. The record is from RefSeq and is a predicted model, not a curated record. NCBI's taxonomy places the organism in Eukaryota, Fungi, Ascomycota, Saccharomycetes, Saccharomycetales, Saccharomycetaceae. Gene Ontology annotation, biological process: protein O-linked glycosylation. Bases 1 to 2241 code for a protein of 746 amino acids. Gene Ontology annotation, cellular component: Golgi apparatus. The transcript has a single exon. Gene Ontology annotation, molecular function: alpha-1,3-mannosyltransferase activity.